CAGCUUGGUUAAAGUAUGUACGUGUACAGUAAAAAAAAAGAAAGGUUAUGUCCAGUAGUUGAUACACUAAAAAACAAGAUGAUUGAGGUGACCUGCAAUGACCGAUUGGGCAAGAAAGUCAGGGUCAAGUGCAACCCUUCAGACACAAUAGGGGAUUUGAAGAAAAUCGUUGCAGCUCAAACCGGCACGAAGUGGGACAGAAUAGUAAUCAAGAAAUGGUACACAAUCUAUAAGAACCACAUUACACUUGAUGAUUAUGAAAUCCAUGAUGGUAUGAAUCUUGAACUUUACUAUGAAUGAGGUCACAGAAAAGCACCAUCACAUACUGUACUUUACUUAAUAAACUCAUUUGUUUUGUAAAAACAUUUUACUGUCUCCAGUUGUCUCACAAGAUACAUGAAAGAAAAUGCAUUUUAGAAGAUUAUUUGAGCUUCACAUUGGUAUUCCGGACUAAGUUUUAAAUCUUCCCAUUGAAUUCUGUUGCUCAUUGGCAAAAGUGGAAUAGCUAAUAAUUCAUUAAAAAAAAUCCAAUCAUGGAAGUGCUGAUUGAUAUUACCCCAAUACUCACCUGUUAUUUAACUCCAAUU
Molecule: messenger RNA, 587 nt
Organism: Anneissia japonica
Lineage: Eukaryota; Metazoa; Echinodermata; Crinoidea; Comatulida; Comatulidae
Product: ubiquitin-like protein 5
Exons: 4
Coding region: 16-300 (94 amino acids)
Biological process (GO): protein modification process; mRNA splicing, via spliceosome
Cellular component (GO): nucleus; cytoplasm
Molecular function (GO): protein tag activity
Source: RefSeq, a predicted model, not a curated record